This is a messenger RNA of Purpureocillium lilacinum, 1311 nucleotides long. NCBI's taxonomy places the organism in Eukaryota, Fungi, Ascomycota, Sordariomycetes, Hypocreales, Ophiocordycipitaceae. The record is from RefSeq and is a predicted model, not a curated record.
AUGACAGGCCGUACCAAUGAUGUUCAGCAUGAUUCAUUCUGGGCCCCUGGCACCGUAAACCUUGAAGAGUUGCAAGAGUUUAGCAACAAAAUCAUCCUCCAUCCAAUUCCUACGUCCGAUCCCAACGACCCCCUGAACUGGUCCACCAAACGCAAAUGUGUCAACUUCGCGCUCGUCUCUUUCUAUGUCUUGAUGACUUUUGUCCAGCUCGACAUUGGAUAUACAGCUUGGGGGCAGUAUCAGCAUGAGCUCGGAUUCUCGGUCAGUCUCUUGAACGGCGGCGUUGCCUUGCAAUACGCUGGCCUAGCCAUCGGCUGUUUCUUCUUCGUCCCGCUCGUGCACAAAUAUGGACGACGCCCUUCGUAUAUCGUCAGCACCGUCAUCCAGCUUGCAUCCUGCGUUUGGUUCGCAUCGAUGAAGCGUCCGGUAGACCUUUGGAUCAGCAGCCUGCUAUCGGGUCUCGGCGGCGCGACAAGCGAGACUAUUGUCCAAAUUACCAUCGCAGAUCUCUUUUUCGUCCACAACCAUGCAGCGCUCAAUGGCUGCUACCUCCUUUUUGUUGCCGUUGGCGCCUUUCUCGGCCCGGUGGCAUCCGGCUACAUCGUCGACAACCAAGGGUGGAGGUGGAUAUGGUGGUGGUGUGUGAUCCUCUUUGGUGUUGGUCUGAUAUUUACGGUGCUUCUCUUUGAGGAGUCAAAGUAUACGCCUGUACUCGAAGCUCGAGUCCCGUGCACCGCGACGCCGGACGGAGUUGCAGACAAGAUGCACAUUGAGCGAAAGAAGACGAGAGGCAGUGAUCCUCCGGACGCCUCCGUCCAGGGCAAAUAUGGCUUGGUCGAACGAACGCAGUCCAAUGUUCUUCUUGACGAGACCAUCCCGCUUAAGUCAUACCGUCAGCGUCUAGCCUUCAUCACCAACACAGAGGGGCCUAUUCUACAUCACCUUUUCCAGCCUAUUACCGCCCCUUGGCCACUUCUCGCCGUUGGCUUUGGUCUUUUUGGCUUCAACCUUGGAGUCACGGGCAGCAUUGCUCUGUCGUACGCCAUGGACUGCUACCAUGAUGUCAUCGGCAAUGCCCUCGUCGGGGUCGUAUUUACUCGCAACGUUCUUUCUGUGGUAGUUCUAUUCUCACUCUCGCCCUGGAUCGACGGCAUGGGCCUGAGGGACAUGCACAUCCUGGUAUCAGCAGUUUCCUUUUGCAUUCUACUCAUUCCGGUUCUACUGCUCAUAUGGGGGAAGAAGUCACGAGCGUCGUUGGCAACGAGGUACCGGGAGAUGGCGAGAAAACAACCAACCCACCGGGGCUUCUGA